Molecule: messenger RNA, 3407 nt
Organism: Perkinsus marinus ATCC 50983
Lineage: Eukaryota; Perkinsozoa; Perkinsida; Perkinsidae
Exons: 18
Coding region: 1-3279 (1092 amino acids)
Molecular function (GO): zinc ion binding
Source: RefSeq, a predicted model, not a curated record
AUGAAUGAAUCUAGAGGAGCAGAGAGCCCUCCCAAUUUGGUCGUGAAGUUUGUAUCGGCCAAUGGGGUAUGGCGGACUCGCGUACCAGCUGCUGUGGCGUCCUUCUCGCGCGUCACACAGUUCGCCAGAGAUUGCGCGGCUUCCAUCAGUCCGGUGGGUCAGCCUUCUCCCGAGCCCAGGAUCCGUUAUUUGGAUGAUGAAGGCGACUGGUGUGAGCUCACCGAGGACACCUGGCCGGAUGCCUUGCAGCUCGCUGAGGAUACGAAGGGCGUCUUGAGAGUGGAGUUGACCGCUAAACCCGAGAUACUUCGCAGUAGUUCGACUUCAACAACCACUGCUUCCGCAGCCCCGCCUCUUUGGUCUCCGCCUGGUGCGAUUCCCAUAGCUAUACCACUGAAGGGUGGUGCUAAGGAGGCUAGGCCCUCGGUUGCUGCUACUGCUAGCCCUAAUGAGCUCUCACCGUCUCGUCCGAGCCUAUCGCCCAUCGUAUCCACGAACAACCUAGAGCAGCGUUCGGCUGCCUCUGUCGUCAGUGAGGCCAGCCGUCGAGGCUGUAACGACCCAUACCCGAUAUGGGCACCUCCUGGCCUUCAACUUCCCCGUCCGUCUCCCUCGCCCCCAGUCGCUACCCCAUCAUCAUCGCCAGCAGCGGAGUCGUUCGGAAGUCAGAGACUAAUACCAGGAGUUUCGGAGAUCCCAGCAGUGCCGUCAGCCGCCCGGGCGGACGUGGGGCCACCACCGGGUUUUCCACAAGAACAACAACAAAGGAAGUCCUAUGCGCCGAAGCCAAUUCUCAAGAUGUACUUUGCUCUAAACGAGCAAGGCAGGCUCACUCCGAGGAUCGUGACAUCGGUGAUGGCUAAUUUCAUACCGUUGGUGGUACAGAGGAUCAGCCGUCAUACAGAUUGUGUUACUUUUGGGAUCUAUCAUAAGUUCUACCGCAUUUUACCAACUCUCAAGGCUGUACUUGAGGCGAUAGGAGAGGUGCCAUCACUGCAGCGGUUUGCGCCGCAGUUGAGAGCCGUGGUAGACUCCGGUCCCGAUGUACCAGAGAUGUGCGGUAUGGGGCAGUGGAUGGUCAACUUCCUCAAAGUCCUUUCGCAAGAACCGUUCGACACCGAAAUCAAAGUCCUGCUGGCUCUGGCCCAUCCUUGGACUGCUGUAGUACAGGAAGACAUAGUUAAAUACCGAGAUAUGCUGAGCUGUGAUGAUGUAGAUAUCAUUCACAUAGGUGUGAAAUGUGAUAUGUGUGGAGAGGCGCCUAUCAUUGGACCGGUUUUCAAGUGCCGCUCAUGCGACGUCAAUUUGUGCGGCGAGUGCUUCCCGGAUAAGAAUUCUAUACAUCCCCAACACGACUUUGUAUGUGUUCUUUGGCCGUCGCGAGAUCGUCAACAACAACAACAACAACAGCAGCAGGGCUCAUUGCAGUCGAACGUGGACCGUCAAGUGGCUGAGAGCUCUGCAAAAUUCCCACCAGAAGCUCCCUAUAGCAACCCUUUCUUCAGCUCGUCUGCCUCAGAAACCAUAGGUCCUUUCGGUCCAUGGCUCGAUGCUUUACGAUCGACCUUUUCCUGGCAUGAGGAGUAUCGACAGCAUCAGCAGCACCCCUGGUCUCACGGGAGCUGGCUGUUCGGCAAGGGGAAGGGUAAAGGGAAAGGGAAAGGGAAAGGGAAGGGAAGUCCAUUUGGUUUCGACCCGUGGAGGGGCGAUUCAUCAGCGCGCUACGACUAUGAUGAAUUCGAGAGCGACCGUUGUGGCUUCCUGGGUGCGGUUGGUGAGAGACUUGAUUCGACCCGAGGAGCUUCACAGCAGCAGCAGCAGAGGUCAGCGACGGACUCUGGUGACGAGCGGCAGGCGAAAAGUCAUAAAACAUACACGCCGAAACCGCUGGUGAAGAUGUUCUUGAAUCUCAACAUUCAAGGUUUGCUCACGCCCCGUACACUAGCGUCGGUCAUCUCGGCUUUCCUACCGUUGACCAUUCAAAGACUGAGUCGACACAGUGAUCGCAUCUCUAAGACGGCUCGGGCCAAAUACGAGUGGAUCCGCCCCACUCUGGAGGCGUUGUUGGCAUCACUAGAAAAGAUACCGGAGAUGCAGGAGUAUGUACCAUCGCUGAGGGAAGUCGUGAAUGGCGGUCCUGAGAGCCCACGGAUGAGGUCUUUUGGCAUCUGGUUUAUCACUUCAAUGAAAGCUUUUGCUGCACUACCCUUUGAAAAGCGGAUGCCUGUUUUGCUUAAUGCAGCUCCACGUUGGAUGACUGUUGUUACUACCCUCAUGGGCUUGCAGUUCGACAAGCAUGAUGCAUUGGUCAUGUCCAAAUCUGAGCUUUCUCAUGAUGUUGGUUGUGAUGGUUGUGGAGUGUACCCUAUAGUGGGACCUCGUUUCAAGUGCCAGGACUGCGACUACAGCUAUGAUUUAUGUGGAGAGUGCUAUCCGGACAAGAAUAGUAUUCAUGUUGAUGGUCAUGAGUUCGUCUGUGAACUUUGGCCUGAUACCAAUAUCGAUUCCAACAAAGUUUUGGUGUCUUUCAUCCCGUUGAUGAUCCAGCGCAUUAGUCGACACACUGAGCAUCUUACUCGGAAGAUGUUUAAGCGUUAUAAGGAGCUCAGGCCUGUCCUACAGAGUCUUCUGCUAGCUAUUACGCCGAUUCCUCCGCUGAAGUCGUUCGUUCCCACCCUCCAAGCUGUUGUGAACCAAGGUCGUGAUGCACCCCAAAUGGCCACCAUCGGCGAAUGGUUUGUAUCCUUCAUGAAGGCCCUUUCAACAUUGAGUUUCGACGGCCAAGUUCAGGUUGUCACGAUUAUCGUCCCAAACUGGAUACCCUUGAUGCAUAAAAUUAUGGCUCACACGUCACUUUCUCAUGCGCUUGUUCCCACUAAGGAAGAGCUAACGCAUCGAGACGCGAGUUGUGAUGGGUGCGGCUGUAAGCCGAUUAUUGGCCCCUUGUUCAAGUGCCAGAGCUGUGAUUACGACUUGUGUGGAGAAUGCUAUCCGAUGCGCAGCAGUUUGCACUGUCCGCUUCACGAAUUCAGCUGUAUAUUACGACCGAAGAAUAAAAAAUGUAAUAUUGAUAGCGGUAUCGAAAAAGCUGAAAGCGUCGCCAAGGAGAAGACCGAGGAGCUAGACACAGAUUCGAGCUCAGAUUUCGUGGACACUGAUGAGCUCGAACAAACCUCCGAAGAAGAUUCCCCAAGUGAAGGAAAGGGUGAUGAGGCUGAGGGCGGAUGCCCUUUCGUUGAAGCUGCGAAGAAAGCGUUGUCUCGUAAAGAACCACACUAAGAGAAAUCAGGGUGCCUCGUUUACUCGUCUUGGCUCAUCAAGAUUAUAGUGACGAUUCGAGUUGAUGUCGAUGCCGUUGGUAGUUGACCUUUCAGUCACUGUUAUUUCUGAGCCAAUCCACUCAGGCA